Molecule: messenger RNA, 1079 nt
Organism: Eurypyga helias (sunbittern)
Lineage: Eukaryota; Metazoa; Chordata; Aves; Eurypygiformes; Eurypygidae
Gene: YARS1
Product: tyrosyl-tRNA synthetase
Biological process (GO): tyrosyl-tRNA aminoacylation
Molecular function (GO): ATP binding; tyrosine-tRNA ligase activity; tRNA binding
Source: RefSeq, a predicted model, not a curated record
GUGACGGUACUCUUUGCGGACCUCCACGCUUACCUCGACAACAUGAAGGCCCCCUGGGAGCUGCUGGAGUUGCGCACGCGCUAUUACGAGAACGUGAUCAAGGCCAUGCUGGAGAGCAUCGGGGGGCCCCUGGAAAAGCUGAAGUUCGUCCGGGGCACUGACUACCAACUCAGCAAGGAGUACACGCUGGACGUGUACCGCCUCUCGUCCAUGGUGACGCAGCACGACGUGAAGAAGGCGGGAGCGGAGGUGGUGAAGCAGGUGGAGCACCCCUUGCUGAGCGGUUUGCUCUACCCGGGCCUGCAGGCCCUGGAUGAGGAGUACCUCAAGGUGGAUGCGCAGUUUGGAGGAGUUGAUCAGCGGAAGAUCUUCACCUUUGCAGAGAAGUACCUUCCUUCCCUGGGCUACGCCAAGCGCGUCCACUUGAUGAACCCGAUGGUUCCCGGUCUGACAGGCAGCAAAAUGAGCUCUUCCCGGCAGGACUCAAAGAUUGACCUUCUGGACCGGAAGGAGGACGUGAAGAAGAAGCUGAAGAAGGCUUUCUGCGAGCCGGGGAACGUGGAGAACAACGGGGUCCUCUCCUUCAUCAAGCACGUCCUCUUUCCCCUCAAGUCAGAGUUUGUGGUGCUGCGGGAAGAAAAAUGGGGAGGAAACAAAACCUACACAGCCUACGAGGCCCUGGAGAAGGACUUCGCUGAGCAGGUCGUGCAUCCUGGAGACCUGAAGAACUCGGUGGAAGUGGCCCUGAACAAGCUGCUGGAUCCCAUCAGGGAGAAAUUCAACAGCCCGGAGCUGAGGAAGCUGACCAAUGCAGCGUAUCCCAGUCCAUCCAAAGCCAAGCCUGCAGAGAAGGGCACCAAGAACUCCGAGCCAGAGAACGUGGUCCCGUCCCGGCUGGACAUCCGUGUUGGCAAAGUGAUCAGUGUGGAAAAGCACCCGGAUGCCGACAUGGUCAGCGGCCUGGUGCAGUUUGUGCCCCGGGAGCAGCUGCAGGACAGGCUCGUGGUGCUGCUUUGCAACCUCAAGCCCCAGAAGAUGCGGGGAGUGGAGUCGCAGGGCAUGGUGCUGUGUGCCUCCAG